AUGGCUGCAAAAAAUACUGAUCGGAAAGGGAAAAACAAAGAUCAAAAGUCUACAACGUAUGAAAUGGUAGAUGCUUUGGCGACUUUUAAAUUGCCUGAUAGUUUACCGUGUUCCGAAAUCGAUUUUCCAGUUUUCGUCAAGAAAAAAAAGAAAGCAAAAUGGUCAGAGAUUGUAGAAGAAAGUAACGAGAGAAUGCAGAAAAUACAAAAAUACGUCGAAAGCAAGAAUGAGGACAUGCCAAAGUCACCUUUUCUCAAAACCGAAUGCGAGUACAUUAACUCGGAAGUAUUUAUAAUCCUACUACCCGCACUUGAAGAAACUUUAAGAAAAGCAAAAAUUUGGGAGGCACUCGUCAGACAGAAGUGUUUUUUCAACGGGAUAGAUCAUAUUGCACAAGUGUUGUGGAACAAUAAUCCACGUUAUCCAGGGCGCAAAUUCCAAAGUCCGCAUAUAUUUAAUAUGCCUUGGGCACGAGAACACCUCAAGAACAAUCCUCGUCCUUACUACCCUAAAUCGUGGUUAUGGCCCGAAGAAUACGCUGCAACCCUAAUCCAGAAGACAGUGCGCCAGUACUUUGUGCAGCGACAGGAUGACGUACAAGAAAUGCGUGAUUUUUGGAGGAAACUUAAAUUAGAACAAAGUAUUCCAGAAUUGGAUACAAAUCCAUUUUUAUCCAGGAGGUUUGCAUCUACUUCGAAUUUCCAGAAGAACUAGGUGAUUAUUUUGAGACUUUAAAUUAGUAAAUCAUGAUUUAAUCUCUAACAGUGUUUUAUUUCUAUCUGAAUAAUAUUAAUUCAACAACAUUAGUUAAUUU
This is a messenger RNA of Bombyx mandarina (wild silkworm), 814 nucleotides long. RefSeq names its product IQ domain-containing protein K-like. Lineage: Eukaryota; Metazoa; Arthropoda; Insecta; Lepidoptera; Bombycidae. The record is from RefSeq and is a predicted model, not a curated record.